CCUGAACCCAACUCCUAUUGCACAAUCCCAUAUUCACGUUCACGCGUUCACUCGCAGAAACACAGAGUCGCAUAUUCACUUCAAUUGGCCUGCUUCCCUCGACGUCGCCGCUGCUGCUUCUACUAAGUCACGCCGCUGCUUCUCUCUUUCGAUACUGCUCCUGUCUCGCCGCUGGUUCUCGCCGCUGGUUCUCCUCCUCCAUCGCCGUAGCAUCUGUCUCCACGGUCAAGACACAGAGACUAGCUUUUUUCUGCAAUCAUGUCCCUGAAUCUGAUUAAGCCUAAAGCAAAAUUGCAUAAUUGCCAGAUUCAAAUGAUCUCUGCAACUGCUAAAUGCUAAUUAUUUAGCUGCAUCACUAAUUGUUUCUCCAGCCUAAAUUUUCGUUGCCACCUGACUCUAUUUCAACUCUGAAGAAACCCAAAUAUGCUUUCCCUUCAACGCUUAGCAGUUAUUACCAUAAAGAGAGCAACAUCCAUCUAUGGACUCAUCUCCACAAUUCCAAGAACGCAUUUAGAUUCAACCACCCUUUGCAAUUCCCUAUCCACCAAGUCCACCAAAAAUGACAAUGAUGAAUGGAAUGAUGCUUGGGAAACCGCCUGGCUGCCAGACGAUCUCACCGCCAAAAACAGAGCUCCAUGGGAGAAGGAUGUGAAUUUCCCAUCCACAGACUCAGGGGUGGUGCUGUCUCCGGAGGUGGACGCAGAGACCAAGGCAUUUGUGGAGGAAAUGAACGAAAACUGGAACGAGAGGCGGCAAGCAACCAAGACUUGUCAACAACAGCAGCAAGAUAAGGAAGAGAAGAGAGGUAUUGAGGAUGGGACUUCACUUUAUAGUUUGGAGAAUAUGAAGAAGGAUUACAGGCUAAAGAAGCAGAGGAUCCAUGCGGGGUUAUGGAUGAAGGAGAUUGAGAAGCAACAGGAGGCUAAGUUGGGAGAUUCAGGUCUAGGUUCUGCAGAUGAUAUUGACAGAUUGCUUGAUAGCUGUUCUGAGAUUUUUGAUACUGCCAACAAUGACUUGGACAUCUCAAGAGCCCCAAGCUCUUCAGAGUUUAAAAGCAAGCCUGAUGGUUGGGAAACUACAGCUAAGGAGCAAGAUGGGAAUAUAUGGGAGAUGUCACAAAGGGAAGAAGAUAUUCUCCUCCAAGAAUUUGAUCGUCGAAUUGCAUACAGCAAAUUCCAGAUUGCUAGUUUUAUCAAGACACACAUAUUUAGCCGGAGAAGGCCAAUUGAUGGAUGGAAAUACAUGAUAGAGGAGCUGGGACCAAAUGCCAAGAAAGGGAAAGGUAGUGUCUCAAGGAUACCAACUCUUUCCGACGCAUCUACUCAACCUUUCAAGGAAGAGAGGACACAAGUUGCCAACAAUUUCAUGCCCUUGAAUAGGAAGUAAUUGCAGUUUCCAAUUUUGCAAUUUUGUUUUAUAAAUGUGAAUGGUUUGAUAAGGCUUAUGCAUUAUUCCCUGUAUUUUAGAAGUAAGCUACUUAGUCCUUAUAAUUUUAGAAAGCUAACGAAAUAGUCCAUACUGUGAGAAAUGCAGCUCUAGUUCUUUUAUUUCAUCCACAAUUUAGUCUUUGUAA
Manihot esculenta (cassava) is the source of this 1573-nucleotide messenger RNA. Its product is annotated as protein GAMETE CELL DEFECTIVE 1, mitochondrial. The record is from RefSeq and is a predicted model, not a curated record. NCBI's taxonomy places the organism in Eukaryota, Viridiplantae, Streptophyta, Magnoliopsida, Malpighiales, Euphorbiaceae. Bases 424 to 1386 code for a protein of 320 amino acids. The transcript has 4 exons.